Messenger RNA from Musa acuminata AAA Group (dessert banana), 1909 nucleotides. Its product is annotated as E3 ubiquitin ligase BIG BROTHER-related-like. Gene Ontology annotation, biological process: protein ubiquitination. Gene Ontology annotation, molecular function: ubiquitin protein ligase activity. Gene Ontology annotation, cellular component: cytoplasm. The transcript is spliced from 2 exons. The record is from RefSeq and is a predicted model, not a curated record. Bases 87 to 1526 code for a protein of 479 amino acids. NCBI's taxonomy places the organism in Eukaryota, Viridiplantae, Streptophyta, Magnoliopsida, Zingiberales, Musaceae.
CGUUGGGACGUGAGGCGACGACUUAUUUGCCCCAACGCCUCGCGCGGGGAGACAAGUCUUCUUUGUGGCAAUCUCAUUGCCAUUUAAUGGCGGACGGUCGCCAUCUCUUCUUCGUCACCGACGAUCUAUCGACCCACUUGUCCGCUCCGGCCUCCUCCUGGUACUCUCCCUCCGCUUCCCGUACCCCCACUGCUGUCCCGGACUCCUUCGUCCCCGUCUUCUCGUCCGGCCCCUCGUUCCGAGACCCAGACUCCGACUCUAGCUCCGGCCAUUCCGACUACUCUGACGACGACCAUUCCAUCCUCUCCCUUGACCUCUUCCGCCGCCGCCGCCUUCGCCACCAGAAACCGUCCUUCGUCUCCGGCACUGCCAUGGACCACCACUUCCCGGAGCCCUUCGGUUCCCCCGUCUUUAGGGUUUCUGAGGGACCCGAGGAGAUCGGCACCCCUGCCUGCCUCGGCGUUGGGCUUAGGCCACGGUUCGACAGGGAGGAAGAUGACGACAACGCUCCGGAGGAUGCAGACAGGGAGGUGGUUGUUCCGGAUUGGGCAACGGACGACUUCUUCGUCGGGAGGAGGAGCUCCCCUUCCGAUUCGAUCGAGUUCUCGAGGGCUCGGCCAAUGGAUUCCUGGGAUCUUAGGGUUGCCGGAUUCGACUCUGAUUCAGAUUCGGAUGAGCAGAUCGUGACGAUGGGCAAUGAACAGAUUGUUGCGAUCGGCAUGAAUUCCGAUGACGGCGAGGAACGGUACAGGAUCUCCGACGAUUUAGGUCUCCCUUUCUGUUGGGAAGGCCUCCAACUGGGUGACGACCGGAGGGAUGACAACGAGGGGUUCGAGUGGGAGGAGAUCGAUCGUCAGGACGAAGAAAGGGAUGUUCUUGGUAUUAUGGUUCUUGGCAAUGAGGGGAGAUCUGAUGAGAUUAGACGAUACAGUGAUGAUCAAGUUGAGCAUGAGCAUGAAGGAUUGGUCAGAAACGUUGAUUGGGAGGUCCUUUUGGCCGUGAACAAUUUGGGAAGGAUCCCUUUGGAUCCUGAUGAUGUCGAACCCUAUUUUGAGGAUCAAGACGGCCUUGUCUAUACAUCUGAUUACGAGUCCUUCGAGGUCUUGUUCACGCAAUUCAGCGAGCAGGAUAGCAAUCCCAAGGGUAGCCCUCCAGCGGCGAAGUCCGUGGUCGAGAACCUCCCAUCUGUUGUCUUGAUGAAAGAAGACACUGCUGAUGUUGAUGCAGUUUGUGCGGUUUGUAAGGAUGGGAUUCUGAAUGAGGAAAGAGUUAAGAGGCUGCCGUGUUUCCACCAUUAUCACGAGGAAUGCAUCUUGCCAUGGCUGGGGAUCCGCAACACCUGCCCCCUCUGUAGAUUCGAGUUGCCGACAGACGAUCCUGAAUACGAGAAGCAGAAGGCAAGGAGGGAAGAUGCGAGUGUUAUCCUGCAUAAUGAAGCUCAGCUCAGCACCAAAGAUGACGCGGCAAAUUGCAGAGCUUCCUUCACCUCCUGCUGCCCUGCUUGUUUGAUCGCCCUUCGUUCAUAGCGCGCAUGAGCACCACCAUCUCUCUCGACGCGUGAGCGUCCGCCACAUGCUUGCGUGUCUGCUCCGACCCACAUUCAUGGAAGAAGGCACCGAAAGAUGGUAACAGACACUUGCCGCCGACCUGCUUGUGAACCUUAACCUUCGUCGGCCAAUCCUAUCAGGCUGCUGCACGGACAAAUCAAAGGUGUAAGUUCACAGCUGAUGAGGUAAUCAUUCCAAGAUCUAUAGCUACGUAUACAUGCUACUGGAGUUCUUUUUCCCGUCAUAUGUCUUUCUGCUUCAAUUUUUGCUAUGUAUAACUUGAUCUCCUUUUCUUUUACCCGUCAUAGCAUGUUAUAAUUUAUUGACUAGUUUUAUGUUAAGACGAAGCUACUUUUCCUUCG